Molecule: messenger RNA, 4964 nt
Organism: Salmo salar (Atlantic salmon)
Lineage: Eukaryota; Metazoa; Chordata; Actinopteri; Salmoniformes; Salmonidae
Gene: trappc11
Product: trafficking protein particle complex subunit 11
Source: RefSeq, a predicted model, not a curated record
ACUCAAUAUUCUUCCUGGGUUUGUGUUCACUUGCUAGCUAACGUUACAUGUCAACAGAAGGCAUCAGGAGACAGGAAGCUGUUUGUCACUAGCUAACUAGUUGGCUUUGCUAACGUUACUGUUUGCUGACUCGUGUACAUUCUGAAUUCGACAUAUAGUGGGAAAUGUUACUUAUGUAGCUAAGCACUUUUUUAUUUUUCAGUCGGUCUGCAACACUCAGCCAGUUAGCUUACCCGAGUUGCUUAGCUAGCAUUAGCUGGCUUGAUUGCAGCGUCAUCAAUCAUGAUGAGUCCGACCCAAUGGGAUCUGCCCCCGGAGCUGUGCUGCCGACCCAUGGCCUUUGUGGCCCUGACUGGGCUGGAUGUAACUUAUAACGCCAUCCAUAGGGCAAUCUGGGAUGCCUUCUGUGCCAACAGGAGGGCCGACAGGGUCCCCAUCUCAUUCAAGGUCCUUCCAGGAGACCAUGAAUACCCAAAGUGUAGGACCAAAAGAACCUCCUAUGAGUGGUACAUCCCCAAAGGGAUCUUGAAGACAGGCUGGAUGAACAAGCACCUGAACCUGGUGCCUGCCUUGCUAGUGCUGUUCUAUGAGCUGGACUGGGAUGAUGCAGUUUGGAAGGAGAAGCAGUCCGAGUGUGCCACUAAAGUAGAGAUAGUCAGAACAAGCCUUCAAGGAAGGAACACCAAGGUUGCAGUUGUUUUAAUUCAGAAGAAAACCCCUCUUCCUCCAGGUGAGGACCUGGUGGCUUCAGAGAGGGCUGCUUCCCUGUGCAAUGCCUGUGACCUGUCUGGGAAGUCUCUAUUCGUCCUCCCUCACACUGAUCACCUGGUUGGCUACAUCAUCAGGCUGGAAAAUGCGUUCUAUGAGCAUGCACAGACCUACUAUUACACAGAGAUUAGGAGGGUCAAAUCCCACAAAGAGUUCCUCAACAAAACAACGCAUCAGUUGCUGUUUGUGAGACACCAGUUUAAGAUUGCAUUCUUCAGUGAGCUCAAGCAAGACACACAGAAUUCCCUAAAGUACUACAGGACUGCCUACAGCCUUGUACAUGAGCUGAGAACCCACGAGACCAACAUGCUGGAGAUAAAGACCAUGGCUGGAUUCAUAAACUACAAGAUCUGUCGACUAUGCUUCCAACACAACACACCUUUGGAUGCCAUUGCUCAGUUCAGGAAGCAUAUUGAUCUGUGCAAGAAGAAGAUUGGUAGCGCAGAGCUGGCGUUUGAGCACACAGCAUGGAUGUCCAAACAGUUCCAGUCUUUUGGGGACCUGUUUGAUGAGGCGAUCAAGCUGGGUCUGACGGCCAUCCAGACUCAGAACCCUGGCUUCUACUACCAGCAGGCUGCCUACUAUGCCCAGGAACGCAAGCAGCAAGCAACUCACCUGUGUGCCCAUGAGGCCAGUGUGAGCUACCCCACCCCAGACCACCUGGAGACGCCCAGCGGAGCUCUGGACUUCUAUGGGCAGAGAGCCUGGAGACAGGGCCACCAGAGUAUCGAUCCCCCACACAUGGAGAAGGAGAAAGGAGGGAUCCUGGCACUGCAAAUGAAGGAGAAGGAUGUUCCCCACUCCGAGCUAAUCAUUGCUCUGCUCAGCAACGCUGUGGCUCAGUUCAAGAAAUACAAGUGUCCUCGGAUGAAGAGCCAUCUGAUGGUGCAGAUGGGAGAGGAGUACAACCAUGCCAAGGACUACACCAAAGCACUGAAACUGCUGGACUAUGUGAUGUGUGACUACCGUACAGAGCGCUGGUGGAGCCUGCUCACCUCCAUCCUCAGCACAGCGCUACGGUGCUCCUACCUGAUGGCCCACGUCAAGGACUACAUCACCUACUCCAUGGAGCUGGUCGGACGAGCUUCUACUCUACGGGAGGAGCAGAAAUCCAGGAUUGAGAAGAAUCUCAUCAAGGUCCUGAUGAACGAGGUCCCCGAGGCAGAGCCAGAUUGCGACCAGGCCUCAGCCAAGGCUGCCCAGGCCCUGUGGAGCGACCGCAUGUCUCUGGCUGGCAGCAACGAGUUCACCAUCGAGGUGCAGGACUACGUGCCCUUUGUCCAGUGCAAGGCCAAGUUCCUGUCCCCUAGUUUCCACGUGGAUGACCCGGUCCAGCUGCAUGUCUACCUGAGGGCUGACUGCCCUCACCCUGUCCGCUUCUCUAAACUGUGUGUCAGCCUCAGCAACCAGGAGUAUAACCAGUUGUGUGUGGUAGAGGAGCCGUGUAAGUCUCAGGAAAUCCUAGAGGCCUCCAGUCAAGAGAACAUGUGCCUGGUCCCUGGCAAGACACGCAUAUACAGCUUCAAGUUUGUGGCUAAAACUGAGGAUGUGGGGAAGAAGAUAGAGAUCACAGCGGUGGACCUGAUGCUGGGCAGUGAUAACGGCCGCUGCGUCUUCCUCAACUGGCGAGGCGGGGGAGGAGACGCUGCCUCGUCCCACGAAGCUCUGCUGGCGGCCAGGUCCUUUAAGAGCAGGGGGCGUGUCCCAGAGCAGCAUGUGGAAUGGGACACCGUGUCUAUCCAGGCCAGCACCAUGAUAAUCUCCCGCAUUCCCAAGAUCUCCGUUCAGCUGAGUCACGAGCCCCCUGCUCUGAACAACGAGCUGUACCGCAUCACUGUCUCCAUCCAGUCCAACGAGGAGACAGUGACCAAAGACGUCAAACUCACUGCCGGACUCAAACCAGGUCAGGAUGCAAACCUCACACAGUCCACCCAUGUGACCCUGAACGGUUUGGAGAUGUGUGACGAAUCCCAUCCUGCACUGCUUCCAGACAUUGCCAUUGGAGACCUCCAGCCGGGAGAAAAGGUUGAGAAGUGUCUGUAUGUUCGCUGUGUCACCACUGGAGCCAGAAUCUUCCUGUUCCAUGUUGCCUAUGCCUUGAGCACCAAGGUGGAGGGCAAAGACAUCACCUGCAGGUGUCACAAAGAUGAAACCGUUACCAUAGAAACCGUUGUUCCAUUUGAAGUUGCUGUGAAGUUUGUGUCCACAAAGUUUGAGCACCUGGAUAGAGUGUAUGUGGACAUCCCCUUUCUGCUGAUGACGGACAUCCUGAGUGCGUCCCCCUGGCCUCUCCACCUGGUGACCAGCCAGCUGCAGCUGGCCCCCACCAUGGCUGCCAUGGACCAGCCCCAGUCCCAGGUGGAGCAGGUGGUGCUGCAGACAGGGGAAUGUGCCAGCGAGUGUUUCAGCCUUCAGUGUCCCCCUGUGCUCAACGGGACGAGCAGCGUGGCGUCUGGACAGUACCUCAUCUCCUGGAAGAGGAAAUCUUGGUGUGCAGAUGCACCUGUUGUGACGACUGUUGUCACCCUUCCCCAUGUUAUGGUGGAGACCAUUCCUCUAUAUGUUCAUGCAGAGCUGCCGUCGUUUGGAAGGGUGCGGGAGUCUAUGCCAGUGAGGUACCACAUCCAGAACCGGACGGGGCUGGUCCAGGACGUGGAGAUGUCUGUGGAACCCAGUGAUGCCUUCAUGUUCUCUGGCCUCAAGCAGGUGCGUCUGAGGAUCCUGCCUGGAGCGGAGCAGGAGAUGUUGUAUAACUUCUACCCUCUGAUGGCAGGGUACCAGAACCUUCCCCAGCUCAACAUCGGCCUGCUGCGCUUCCCUGCCGUGUCCGGACAGCUGCUUCGACGCUUCCUCCCCUCACGCAUCUUUGUCAAGCCCCAGGGUCGACAAGCAGACGAUGCCUCCAUUGCAGCGGCUUGAGAUCCAUAACAAGACCCCACCCCUGAGUGAAUACUAGUUUACCUGAAACACAUCUCUCACCUAUUGGGCUCAACUGGAAAAUGUUGUACCACAGUACCACAGAUGCAUUCACCUUUUGACCUCCUGUAAAUCACGCUUUUAAAAGGAUGCUUUGUGCGUUAACUACAAUAGUUUACUUUAUAAUCUUGAUUGAUCCAUAACUGAUUAAUAUUGUUGCUUGUCGAUCUAAAACCAUAGGCUUUUGUUAUCAUGUCCUGUAGCUGUUACACAGGGUGCGUUUGUAAAUUCACUCUGGCUAUCUAGUCCGAUUUCAGAGCACUCUCGUCUGAGUGUGCCAGAGCGCAGAAUAACUGAUGGAUUUCUGAACGCGCAACACACUGAAUAUGACCGGUGUCAGUAAACGUAGACAAAAAGCGUAAUUAAAUUGUUGCCAGCAGUACCGUUAAAGUCACCAACACUCUGGAUAACACGAAAGCCUAACCAGCUUUUUUAGGGUGAGUAAAAUAGUCAGAGUUAGGUGUUCUCUCAUUUGUGUCUGGAUGUAGCUAGCCAACUUCAGCCCAUUAGCUUGUAUGCUUGCCAUUGUGAGGUCAGAACGCUCGGCUCAUCCCUACUCCUCAGCCAGAGCAGAGCGUCCAGUGUGCACUCUGAACGUGCCGAGAGAGAAACGCUCUGAAUUUACGAACAGAGCGCACUCUGGCACUCCAGAGUGAAUUUACUAACACACCCACAGUAACUGCCCUCACAUUUUACUUGAUCGAUGAUGCAGUUCCUCAUUAAUCUUCAAACUAAAGCAUUUGGGUGAGUUGUGAGUGUGUAUGUCACUAACUCAAAUGUAAUGAAUACAAUAUAACUAAGACGGCAUAGUAUUAAAGGUUUUUGUGAAGAUUGUACAGCCUCUCAAAUCCCUUGUUUUAACUUGAACCAACUGUAAUGAUGUGAUGUCAUCAGGCCUGCCCUUGAUUUCAAAGUUCAGUGAUGUUUCAGCAUUUAGACAGGUUAAAUCCAACUCUGCUGUGGGUGAUCCUUUCUACUUUUCCUGGGAACAGUCAGGUAGCAGAUGAUGGCUAGUGGUUCAAGUAGUAUUUAACAGAGUUGGAGUCAAUUCAGGAAAUAUACUGAAAUUCCAAUUCUCUUAAAUGCUUUUAAUGAGGAAUUGGAAUUAGGUUUAGUUUCUAAAUUGACUGGAAUUGAAAUGGAAUUCACCCCAAACCUGGUAUCUGAUUUAUGGGGAAUGAGACUCAUCAUGGGAUAAAUAAAAGAUUUUCUUCAAUCUC